Messenger RNA from Humulus lupulus (European hop), 807 nucleotides. RefSeq names its product F-box/LRR-repeat protein 4-like. Gene Ontology annotation, molecular function: protein binding. The record is from RefSeq and is a predicted model, not a curated record. The coding region runs from base 1 to 807 and encodes 268 amino acids. Gene Ontology annotation, biological process: SCF-dependent proteasomal ubiquitin-dependent protein catabolic process. Gene Ontology annotation, cellular component: SCF ubiquitin ligase complex. Lineage: Eukaryota; Viridiplantae; Streptophyta; Magnoliopsida; Rosales; Cannabaceae. The transcript has 4 exons.
AUGGUUAGUACAAGUCAGCAACCAUACAGAGACAAAGACAAAGGGUUAAAGCUCAAAACCCUGCUUGAUUCUAAACCCAGCCGUGACGCCUGUUCCCUCGUCUGCAAGCGGUGGCUAGCCCUAGAGCGCCUCAGCCGCACCACGCUCCGGGUCAACGCUGCCGGCAGUCCUGACCUCUUCGUCAAGCUCCUUGCCUGUCGAUUCUUCAAUGUUCGUAAUGUUCACAUUGAUGAGCGCUUGAAUAUUACGCUCCCCGUUCAGCUCGGAAGAAGGCGCAGGAAUAAUAAUAAUGUGGUUUCGUCUCUUCAACUAUAUGCUACUGAGAAAAAUGGGCCUGAAGAUGUUGGAUUUGAGUCAUGUAGUUUAUCUGAUACUGGGUUGAUUGCCCUUGGCGAAGGCUUUCCAAAACUUGAGAAGCUAAGCUUAAUCUGGUGCUCUAACGUCUCAUGUUCUGGCUUAAUUGCACUCGCCAAGAAGUGCUCAUUUUUAACAGCUUUAGAUUUACAGGGUUGCUAUGUUGGAGAUCAUGGUCUAGUUGCUGUUGGACAGUCUUGUAAGCAGCUUGGGGAUUUAAAUUUGCGAUUUUGUGAGGCCUUAACAAAUGCGGGUUUAGUUGAAUUAGCUCUUGGUUGUGGGAAUUCAUUGAAAGCUCUUGGUAUUGCUGCUUGUGCUAAGAUAACUGAUGUCUCACUGGAAGCAGUGGGCGUACAUUGCAAGUCUCUUGAGACCCUUUCUUUAGAUUCUGAGUUCAUACUCGUUUUGCUGUAUUGUUUGCUCUUGGCAUGGAGAAAGGCAGUCAUAAUGUAA